Papaver somniferum (opium poppy) is the source of this 2052-nucleotide messenger RNA. Its product is annotated as endoglucanase 24-like. The transcript has 6 exons. Gene Ontology annotation, molecular function: hydrolase activity, hydrolyzing O-glycosyl compounds. Gene Ontology annotation, biological process: carbohydrate metabolic process. Bases 255 to 1835 code for a protein of 526 amino acids. NCBI's taxonomy places the organism in Eukaryota, Viridiplantae, Streptophyta, Magnoliopsida, Ranunculales, Papaveraceae. The record is from RefSeq and is a predicted model, not a curated record.
ACUAAAACCUGUAACCAAAGAAACAGAUUCUAGCGUCGUUCUCGGAUCCCUCCAUCCCAUUGCAGAGCAGAAUCUCUGUCAUUUUCCUGUCUCACUGCUUUUUUUUCACCUUCAGAUCCAUUUCUUCCCGAAUUAAACCCUAAUUCCAUCUCAUUUCUCAGGGAUUUCCAGUUGCAUUGAAUGAAGUUGGUUUGAAAAUUCUUUAAAAGAAGAGAGAUUAAACUUGAAUCCAGUUUUCUUCUCUCUGUGUGAAAAUGGGGGCUGGAUCGAAAUCAAAAGGAUGGUGUUGCUGGAUAGUAGUGAUAUUAAUUGCAGCACUUGUUGUUACAGCAGCAGUGAUUACAAUUAGAAAGAAAGCUCAUAAGGAUAAACCAUCACCAGUUCCAGGUCCACCAGGAUCUAUUCAGAAGAAAUAUUCAGAUGCUCUUGGUAUUGCCAUGCAAUUCUUCGACAUUCAGAAAUCUGGUAAAUUGGAAAAUAAUAAGAUAACUUGGAGAGGAGAUUCCGCUCUAAAAGAUGGAAGUGAUGUGAAAGCGGAUCUAUCGAAAGGAAUGUAUGAUGCAGGGGAUCAUAUGAAAUUUGGGUUUCCAAUGGCUUUCACUGCUACAGUAUUAUCUUGGGCAAUCCUUGAAUAUGGGGAUCAGAUGGAUGCAGUGGGUCAGUUGGAACCUGCUCAAGGUUCACUCAAGUGGAUUACGGAUUAUCUUGUCAAUGCACAUCCAUCCCCAAAUGUGCUUUAUGUUCAGGUGGGCGAUCCGAACGUUGACCACAAAUGUUGGCAGAGACCGGAAGACAUGACCGGAGAGAGGCCUGUAGCAAAGGUGGACGAAAAAUCUCCAGGAUCAGAUGUUGCAGGAGAAAUAGCAGCUGCUCUUGCAGCAGCUUCUUUGGUAUUCAAACAAGGAGAUGCCACAUAUUCUGCUACCCUCCUUAAGCAUGCUCGCCAGUUAUUUACUUUCGCUGAUACUCACAGAGGUUUAUACAGUGAGAGUCUACCCGAUGUCCAGACAUACUACAAUUCUACUGGUUAUGGAGAUGAGCUCUUGUGGGCAGCCACAUGGCUCUACCACGCAACAACUGACAAGACAUACCUUGACUAUGUGACGGCGGAAAAUGGAAAAAAUUAUGCUAGGUGGGGAAAACCAUCGUGGUUUAGUUGGGAUGACAAACAUGCUGGAACUCAGGUCCUGUUAUCAAGGGUAAACAUCUUCGGCGCACAUGGUUUAUCAAGUUCUAAUAACCAAGGGCUCCAGAUGUACAGAAAAACUGCGGAGGCUGUUAUGUGUGGUCUAAUACCUGAUUCUCCAACAGCCACAAAAAGCAGAACUGAUAGUGGGCUGACAUGGGUUAGUGAGUGGAAUGCUCUUCAGCAGCCUGUUGCUGCUGGGUUUCUGGCUGUUCUUUACAGUGACUACAUGCUUACGUCCCAGAUAGCAAGCUUUGAUUGCAGUGGAAAUUCGUACACACCUGAAGACCUCCGUAACUUUGCCUUGUCUCAGGCUGACUAUGUAUUGGGAAAGAAUCCAAUGAGGAUGAGCUACCUUGUUGGUUACGGUAGUAAGUACCCACAAUUUGUACACCACAGAGGAGCUUCGAUUCCAGCUGAUGCAGAUGCAGGUUGUGAAGAUGGGUUCCAAUUUCUGAACUCGACCAAACCUAAUCCAAAUGUGGCGACUGGAGCCCUGGUUGGUGGACCUUUUUUGAAUGAAACAUACAUCGACUCCAGGAAUAACUCCAUGCAGGGAGAACCUAGCACUUAUAACAGUGCCCUUAUUGUUGGUCUCCUCUCUGGUUUGGUGGCAACCUCCUCAGUGACCUCAUCUUUGACCUCAUAAGAAAAUUAGCAGUGUUGUUUCCUAUGUAGUAUAAUUGAUUGAUUGAUUCAUAUCCUUUUGUAUUAUAUGUGUAAAAGAGGUAUAUCUUAGGCACAUUACGCUGUACUUUAGUAGCUACCGAUUGUGCAAAUUAUAUUUGACGUCUAUCUCGAAACCUUGCCAUUACUGCUGUAAAUCGUUCUACACUUUUGAGUCCAUUUUUGUCCACAUUGAUCAA